UAUUUUUAUAUCUGCUGAUCAGCGGAACCGGAAGAGGAAAACGCAUGGAUUAGUGUGUUUACAACUCAAAUCAUCCUGGGUGCGCUCGGCAUCACCCUACCGUCCAAAAACAGACCCAUACAAUUUGUAUUAGCAGGCUGGUGCUGCCAACGACAUAACGCAUCUUACAAUAUAGGCCAGUUUUUUGGCUUCUUUCUUUGCUGAGGACUGUUAUUGCUCUGUGAUAUCAGCCGCAGUAUCCGGUCACCCACCAUCUGUGGAAGUGGGACAAGGGAACAGAUGGCGCAUCCAAGCCGGGCUGCAGGGCUGCUGACUGUUAGGACAGCACUGGAGAUGAGUAUCAAUCAUUAAAACAAAAGGCUGUCGUUGGCUGUUGCACGGUAUCUUUUUGCAGAUUUAAGGAUGAUAGAGUGACUUGGAGAGGAGUGGGAGACAGGAAGCAUCGCAGAUCGACUAAAUUGGAUGCGCGGCGAUUCGGCCACCGGCAUCAACUUAAUCCCUUUUGACGUGUCUCUGGGUCGGUGAACAAUGGUUGACAACCGCUACGCCACAGCUCUGGUCAUCGCCUGUGUGCUGAGCAUACUGGCCACCGUGUAUCUGUCGGUGGCCAUCGGGACGCAGCACUGGUACCAGUACAGCAGCCCCACCGUGCGCGGAGAGGCCAACGUGUCUGAGCUGCGCUCCCUGUAUGAGGAGUUCAUGGACGGAGAGUUUGAUGAGAAAACCUACAGUGACACCUUGUUCCGUCUCAACGGGACUGUGGGCCUCUGGUGGCGAUGUGUACUCGUUCCUGCCAACACUCACUGGUACAAAGAGCCAGAUGCCAAGAUGUUGCUGGAGUGUCGAAGCUUCACUCUACCUCAGCAGUUCACUCCUAAGUAUAAAGAACCAGGAAACCACAACAGUGGAGAGGACAUGCUGCGCACCUACCUGUGGAGGUGCCAGUUCCUGCUGCCACUGGUGUCUCUGGGCCUGGUGGUGUUGGCAGGCCUGACUGGGUUCUGUGCCUGCCUCUGCCGAAGUCUUGCACCCACACUUGGCAUAGGUGUCCUUCACCUGCUGGCUGGUCUCUGCUCCUUAGCCACAGUUUGCUGCUACCUGGCAGGAAUGGACCUGCUCCACCGGGUGUCGAUGCUGCCCGACAAGGUGGAUGGCUCCCUGGGCUGGUCCCUCUAUUUGGCCCUCAUUUCCUCACCGCUCCACAUGAUGGCCGCCGCGCUGCUAGUGUGGGCGGCACGCAGCCACAGUCAGAACUACUACCGUAUGACCGCCUACCGGGUGGCGUAGACUUGAGAUCCAGCUCUGGAUCUCUGCCCUGUUUAAAUUCAAACUCCGCUCUGACACCAAGUGGCAUUUUAUAAUGAUCUCAGAGGAACGGGAUGUGGGUUAAUCUGUGCGUUUUUCCCUCUGAUGGAUUAAAGUGCAUGUACACCAUAGUAGUGACCCUAUCUGCUGCAUUAAAAGAUUUGAUUUUUAUCUCUCUAGGGGUCAUAGAACUGGUUUGAAAAAGGUCAACCAGAGAGAUGUGUCAACUUAACCAUAUGUUUCAGUUUAGAAUAACUUGACACUAAGCUGAAAAGCAUCAGCUGUGUCCCAGUUUCAUACUACACACUAAUUAAAUCCAGGCUUUGAAUAUGCGGUGCCUUCACACUUGAAGAGAAGGUACAUUAAAGGAUAAUUCCAGUUGAUUACAACUCAAGUCCUAUUUUUACAGUUUUGGCCAUAAUUUCUCUCGGUUAUAGUAACAUCGUACUCAUAAAGUUAACUGCUGAGAUCUGGGGGAAAAAAGAAGUCCGACAAGGCUGUUUUCACAUUCAUCUGAUGAAAGGGGAAAGU
Messenger RNA from Thunnus maccoyii (southern bluefin tuna), 1836 nucleotides. RefSeq names its product claudin domain-containing protein 1-like. Bases 529 to 1287 code for a protein of 252 amino acids. NCBI's taxonomy places the organism in Eukaryota, Metazoa, Chordata, Actinopteri, Scombriformes, Scombridae. The transcript is spliced from 4 exons. The record is from RefSeq and is a predicted model, not a curated record. Gene Ontology annotation, cellular component: membrane.